Molecule: messenger RNA, 375 nt
Organism: Anopheles nili
Lineage: Eukaryota; Metazoa; Arthropoda; Insecta; Diptera; Culicidae
Product: cytochrome c oxidase assembly factor 6 homolog
Exons: 1
Coding region: 1-261 (86 amino acids)
Biological process (GO): respiratory chain complex IV assembly
Cellular component (GO): mitochondrion; respiratory chain complex IV
Source: RefSeq, a predicted model, not a curated record
AUGUCCUUCCCGGAUAAAGACGCACGCGAAAAGUGUUGGACCGCUCGGGAUCAGUACUGGGCUUGUUUAGACAAGUACGCGCCAGAAUAUCAAUGCACUUCCCAGGCUCCGGAACCGAAGGAGUGCUUACACCUCCGUAAGCUGUAUCAGCAGGGUUGUCCUGCCCAAUGGGUGAAGCAUUUCGACCGCAAACGAACGUACGAGCAGUUCAAACAAAAAAUGGCCAAAGGAUAUGAACCAUUGAACGAAACAAAAAACUAGUUUUAGAGCAGCAGCAGCUCGUGUACCAUACUUAUUAAGACUCUUCAUUUCAUUCGUUAGACUAUCGGAUGUUAGGAGUGCGAUGGAAUAGUGGGUGAUUACCAAAUAAAGUUA